AUGAAUGAACUUCUCCCCAUCUGGAGCAGCAUCAACAUGCACGGACAGACACCCAACAGAUGGCCCAUUUACACAGCUCAAUCCAAUGUGACAGACAGCGUGUUGGAGGUGGUAGCAUAUGAGGCCAGGAGGCUGUUCAGAGACCGGCUAGUUUCCUCUAAAGACCUUCACACCUUUGAUAACAUCCUCUCAUCCAUCGUACGUGGAGACUGGGGCUCUGACGCUCUCGACAACAUGACCGAUGGUUUCUAUGUGACAUGGGGAGCCUCUGAAGGGGCUGUGAUGGCUCCAGGCCAGUCUCUCCCUCCUCAUGGUAAACAACUGGGACGCCUGGAUUCUGCUGACCUCAAGGAAGUUAUACAAAAGGGAGUAGUGCUGUACAGCCGUGAUAAUAAGGAGCUGGAUCUCCUUCUGUUCUGGGAAGUGUGUGACUUCGUGUCCAGGGUGGACCGGGUCCUGAGCCGACCCGGGGGCUCUCUGCUUCUGGCGGGAAGGAGUGGAGUGGGUCGCCACACAGCCACCUGCCUGGUGUCACACAUGCAUGGAUUCACACUGUUCACGCCCAAGAUCUCCCGUGGUUAUGCUCUCAAGAAUUUCAGCAAUGAUCUCAAGACGGUGAUGCAGCUUGCAGGUCUGGAGGGCCAACAGGUGGUUCUACUGUUGGAGGAUUAUCAGUUUGUUCACCCAGCUUUCUUAGAAAUGGUGAACAGCCUGUUGUCAUCAGGUGAAGUUCCCGGUCUGUACACCCCUGAAGAGCUGGAGCCUCUCCUUUCCUCUCUCAAAGAUGCCGCUUCCCAGGAUGGAUUCACCGGACCACUGUACAACUACUUUUCCCACAGAAUCAAGCAAAACCUCCACAUUGUUCUGAUCAUGGACUGCUCCAACUCUAACUUCACCAUCAACUGUGAGAGCAACCCAGCUUUCUACCGCAAGUGUUCUGUCCAGUGGAUGGAAGGAUGGUCUGAAAGCAGCAUGAAGAAGAUUCCUGAGCUGCUGCUAGCAAGGACAGAAGGAGGAGGAGAGGAGGAUGGAAGGGAAACGGCCACAAAGGGGAACAACUCAGCAGGGUCUGCUCAGGGAGACCUGUGCCGUUUGUUCCUGAUGGUCCAUGAGUCAUGCAGAGAAUAUGGUGCAACACCCAGCCAGUACAUGUCCUUCCUGCAUGUUUACACUGCGUUAUUUAGCCGGAAACAGAGCCAGCUCACUACGAGACAGCAGCACCUGCAGGCGGGCGUGUCGAAGCUGAACGAAGCUAAGUCAUUGGUGGAUGAGUUGAAGAGGCGGGCUGCGGAGCAGAGUGCUCUGCUGAAGACUAAACAACACGAGGCAGAUUCUGCCCUGCAGGAAAUUACCACCUCUAUGCAGAAUGCAAGUGACCAGAAGACAGAAAUGGAAAAGAUAAAAGGGAAGAUGGCUCAUGAAGUGGCCAAGAUUGAAGAGAGAAAGGCAAAAAUAGAUGAUGAGCUGAAAGAAGUGCAGGCUUCAACACCUUCAGCAGCCUCACGCUUGGACGAGCUCCAAGUGCCACCAAGGCAGAAGAACUUUGCCCGAGGCAUCGAGCAGCAGCUCCCAGAUGGCAUGGUGGUGGCAUCGGUGCCAACGGAGGUCCAGUGCCAUGAGGAGCUGUCGGACCCUAUUCCCGACCCAGAAUACCUCACAGGUAUGGUGAACUUCAGCGAGGUGUCUGGCUACCCCCUGGUUCAGCACUGGAGUCUUCGCUCUGUGCUGUACCACGUCAAACUCAAUCAGUGGGUCCUCUCUCAAGCUUUCAGCUCGGCCAUCCAUUCCCUGGACGGGGCAACGCAGCGGAUCGACUUUGUCUCCAUCCUCAGGGAGUUUGGGAACCAUUAUGUUCAGGAGGCGGUGUACGGCUUCCAGGAGUCCUGCACCAUCUGGUACCCCAACAAACAGGUCCAGAGACAGCUGUGGCUCGAGUACCAGGACAUCAGCAAAGUUCUGGCCCCAGUCCAUGUCCCGCUCCAGUCCCCUGGUCCAGCAGUAUGUCCAGUCCAGUUCCUGGUCUCUAGCACCAUUGGUCUCGUGUCCCAGUACCUGUCCAACUCCACGCCUAUGGAUCGUUUUCAGUACCGUCAGUCAAUAGUCCGUGUCCCCCCCCAGUACCGGUUACACAGCCAUUUCUGGUUCCGAUCGCCAUUCUGUCGAUGGACGCGGCUUCAUUCCGUCCCAGGCAGCCAUGUUUCCGGACUCCAGUUGCCCGGCACAAGCCAUGGUCCCGGCUCCCGGUGUCCCAGCGCCAUGGUUCCGGCUCAGUACCGGCUCCCAGCAGUCAUGGUUCCGGCUCUCAGGUGCCUGUUCGCCCCAGGAAGCAUGCUCUCCGACUCCCCUAGCGCUCCAGUAAGCUCUCCGGCCUGA
Messenger RNA from Notothenia coriiceps (black rockcod), 2373 nucleotides. Its product is annotated as cytoplasmic dynein 2 heavy chain 1-like. The record is from RefSeq and is a predicted model, not a curated record. Gene Ontology annotation, biological process: microtubule-based movement. Lineage: Eukaryota; Metazoa; Chordata; Actinopteri; Perciformes; Nototheniidae. Gene Ontology annotation, molecular function: dynein intermediate chain binding; dynein light intermediate chain binding. Gene Ontology annotation, cellular component: axonemal dynein complex. The coding region runs from base 1 to 2373 and encodes 790 amino acids. The transcript is spliced from 17 exons.